Pieris brassicae (large cabbage white) is the source of this 1163-nucleotide messenger RNA. RefSeq names its product tachykinin-like peptides receptor 86C (gene NGR-A33). Gene Ontology annotation, molecular function: tachykinin receptor activity; neuropeptide Y receptor activity. Gene Ontology annotation, cellular component: plasma membrane. NCBI's taxonomy places the organism in Eukaryota, Metazoa, Arthropoda, Insecta, Lepidoptera, Pieridae. The record is from RefSeq and is a predicted model, not a curated record. The transcript has 9 exons. Gene Ontology annotation, biological process: G protein-coupled receptor signaling pathway. Bases 59 to 1033 code for a protein of 324 amino acids.
GAGACCCUAUGUCCCCCCAUGGUGGGGGCAGCUUGCUUGGUUUGUCGUCUUCGCUGUUAUGUUGCUGCUUGCUGUACUGGGAAAUACUCUUGUCAUAUGGAUUGUCUUAGCUCACCGUCGUAUGCGUACAGUGACGAACUGUUUCCUCGUGAACCUGGCUGUGGCAGAUCUUCUUAUGGCAACGCUCAACGGAGCACCAAACUUCGUGUUCUUGGUCACAGCACAUUGGCCCUUUGGUGCCGUGACCUGCACAGCAAGCAACUUUACAGCGAACCUUACUGUGUCGGCUGGGGUGUUCACGCUUGUCGCCAUUACUGUUGACAGAUACGUUGCGAUAGUCAAGCCACUCCAACACAGGUUGAGUCGUCGUGUGGCGAGAGCUGCAUUAUUCACAGUGUGGUUUGCAAGUGCAUUGUUAGCGAUACCCAGUUUACUCUACUCUGAUACUUAUAAGAAAAAGUACAUUAAUGGCGAGCGAGAAAUAUGUUUUAUGAAAUGGCCAGAUGGGAGCUAUCCUACUUCUAAAACGGAUUAUUGUUAUAACCUGGUGUUUCUGGGUGUGACCUAUGUGCUGCCAAUGUCGGUGAUGGUAUGGGCCUACGCCAAGAUGAGUGCCGUCCUUCGGGGAAGGACUAUUGGAGAGUGUACCCAUCAUCAGAUGCAGGUCGUCAGAGCUAAGAGAAAGGUUGUCCGAAUGUUCGUGUUAGUGGUGAUGGUAUUCGCGUUAUGCUGGCUACCGUAUCACGCAUACUUCGUUCUGGUGUACCACCACCAGUCUCUAGCCUCAGCGCCAUUCGCACAGCAUACAUAUCUGGCCUUCUACUGGCUGGCCAUGGCCAACUCUAUGUUCAAUCCUCUGAUCUACUAUUGGAUGAGUAACAAGUUCAGAAUAUAUUUCCGUUUGGUGCUGUGUUGGUGUCAAACUGUGAAAACUGCGACACCUGACGAUCUCAGAAAACAAUUAGAACUGAACAAAUCAUUUUCAGCGAGCCACAGACAUUGCCGCGAAGCGUCGUCGUUCACGAGAGCCUGACAUUCGCGACGUCGGAGCAAUCCGUCACGCUCCCUUACGCCGAAUGGGCAGUCGAACUUUACGUUUGCGAUGACAAAUGGAAACUCGGUAAAAACGAGAAAACGCAGUGAAGAAACCAAGGACGGCUUUG